GUUGUGCAACUACGUCAUCAUAUCACUGAGUGAUAGAGGAUCGCCGAAGAAGCAUCCGAGAACAUAUCAAGUACCGUUGUGAAUCAUCAAAAUGGCAAGCACAUCAAAGAAACACAGAGAGUUUACUGGUGAACCUAUGGGUGAUAAACCUGUAACUGAUGUAGCUGGAAUAGGACCUGUUUUAGGUCUAAGGUUAUGUGAAGCUGGUUGUGAUAAGGCUUACGUUUUACUUGGGAAGUUCUUAAUGGUACAUAUGAACGGACACUUGUUUACUCAAUGGUUGAAGGAAACAAUAAAUGCAAACAGCAAACAAGCUACCGAUUGUUACAGGUGUCUGCAAGAAUGGUGUGAUUCAUUUCUUUAAGAACCCAGUAACAAUAUUACAUUAUAAGUACGUUUAUAAUUUGGUGUUGUAAACGUCAUUUUGUAGAACCAUGUAAACAUUACUUACAGCGUAAUUUCACACAUAACUUCCACAACAUUGUGUGAACGUCAUUUAACCAUUUUGUGAUAUGCAUAACCACCGCCGCAACUUUCGCAAACGUUUAAAUACGAUUUGUAUUUCCGAGGAAGAUAAGCACAACGACCAUCGUUGAAGCCUUCGGGCAGAUUGAUUAAUUAUAUUUUACCUGUUUAAUUUUUAUAGCAUUACUUACUAUUUAGAAAAAUAAUUACUAACGCUUGUUCUAAUUUUGAUCUCCAGUACUAAUAACAUUUUAAGGUGAAGUUGUUGUAACUUUGUAGUUAAGACGCCAGAAAUCGAACAACCAACAAUACUGCACUCCCAGGCAUCAUACAGUAAAUGCAUCUGGUCAAAUGAUUAACUUUAUUCUAGUAAAAUAGGCCUUUGGCACUAAAACAAAAUGUUAGUAAGGAGUAAAAAUUCGUACAUAUUGUAGGCAGUGGCGUAACGCCUAUAGUGCCUUUUGUGCGGCGGUCCGCAGGGCCCCGACAAGUAGGGCCCCAGUGACAAAUAUGAACAAAAAACGAGUAUACCUAAAAAAUCCCACAAUUGAAUUGGAGAAUGGGAUGCAAAAAAAAGGCCCCAGUCUCAAUCCACAUGCCCCCAGGCCCAGCGUUACGCCACUGCUGAAUGUGUACCGUAAAUUCUCUAAUAAGCGUCGCUCUCAAAUACGCGACGCACCAUCAAACGUAUGUGUGCAAUGGAAGACUGAGAAACAGGGUUUUAAAUACAAUGUAUACAUUGUUAAAAUGAAUAAGUAACGGUAAGCUUUGUAACACGGCAAUCAUUGCGACAUCGAUUUUCAACUUGAGGUCAGGUUCGAAUCCUCGUGUGUAACUUCAAAACUUGAGAUUGUUACUUAUGCGCAGUGGCCAGUGGCGGUUCCAGAAAUUUGAAAUAGAGGGGGCUUAGAGAGGCCCGUUCACAGAUGGAGGGUAUACUACCUCAGCUCCACAAUGGUUGGGGCUGAGGUAAGAAAACUUAUUACUAUCGCACCUCUAGAUGGCCGGAAAUGACACUCCUAGACUAAAAAUUUGAGAGAAUUUUCAUUUUAUCCCAUUUUUUUUUUUUUUUUGAAAAAUUUAGGAAAGUGGGGAGGGGGUGGGAGGGGCCGGCUGGACACUCUGGUGCGGCGGUCCGCAGGUCCCUACCCAUAAGAUUCUUGAUCCAGCACCCUGUCCCAAGUAGCUUUGUUGAUACAUAACAGCAUAAUGUGUCUUACAUCGACUGUAUACAUUCGGUGCCAACAGAUAUUGAGGGCCCAGUUGUGAGUGCCACUGGCAUUUCCGGCCAUCUAUAGGUGCCAAUAUCAUAAUUAUGAUAUGAUAAAUGUUCUUAUCACAGCCCCUACCAGGGACUGUGAGGCCGUAUAUACCCUCCAUUUGUGAAAGUCCCUCCUUUUGCCCCUCUCUAUUUCAAAUUCCUGGAUACGCAACUGACCCGCGACAAGUACCCCCCAGUCUGAGAUAGCCACAGGGCCCCCGCCUCAGCAUUAAGCCACUGAUUGUAGGCCUACUGCUGAAAUAAUUCCCAAUUUUGUGUAAAUUAAAUCAUUAGACUACUUUUGACUAUUGUUCAGCAACUUGACUUAAGAAACUGUAGUAGAUACAAAAUGUGACAGUAGCUACUGUUAAUAUGGGCGGCCGUUUGGGCCAAAAUAUGUACAUCGGCCUACUUGAUUUUGGGUACGUUUUUGGAAAUGUUUACUUCCGAACAUUUGUCAUAUUCUGUUGUAGAUCAUUUUAAAGGUAAUGCCUGUAGCCUAUUUGCUUUCAAAAAAUGUCUGAUAGAAGUUGAAUAAAGAAAAACAUUAAACUGAUUAAACUUCUGAAAACAGAAAUAUAGACUUGUAUCUUAAUAAAUACAGUAAUUAUCUUCUGCUGUUAUAAAAUCUUUUUGGAAAUAGACGCAGUUGCUCGUUUAUACAGUUUUGUUGUUACGCUGUCAACGUGUGUUUAGCUUUAUGUGAUAAGUAUAUGUAUGGAAUAAACAUCAAUAACAAUUAGUAAUAAAAAAAAA
This is a messenger RNA of Anneissia japonica, 2482 nucleotides long. RefSeq names its product barrier-to-autointegration factor-like. Bases 92 to 364 code for a protein of 90 amino acids. Lineage: Eukaryota; Metazoa; Echinodermata; Crinoidea; Comatulida; Comatulidae. The transcript has 3 exons. Gene Ontology annotation, molecular function: DNA binding. The record is from RefSeq and is a predicted model, not a curated record.